AUGUUCGCUCCUCAUAAGAGCCAGGAGAUUAGUCAAAUCUACGAACGAAACAAUGAAGCGACACUCUAUAUAGCCAACUUGGACGCCCAAGUGGACGAAGAAAUCCUGUGCGAGCUUUUUAUGCAAUGCGGUAACGUCAAGAAUGUGCACAUACCACGGGAUAAGAUCAAUGGCUUCCACGCAGGCUACGGCUUCGUGGAAUACGAAUACGAAUACGAGUGCGAAUACGCAGGGAAGGUGCUGAACAUGACGAAGCUGUUUGGAAAGCCCCUGCGGUGCAACAAGGCGUCCCAAGAUAGAAGGUCCUUCGACGUGGGAGCGAAUCUAUUCAUAGGAAACCUAGACGCAGAAGUGGAUGAGAAAAUGCUCUUCGAUAUUUUCUCCUCAUUUGGGCAAGUAGUAACCGUUAGGAUAAUUAGAAAUGAAGAUGAUACGUCUAAAGGACAUGGGUUUAUAUCUUAUGACAACUUCGAGUCUAGUGACAUGGCCAUCGAAAAUAUGAACAACCAAUUUAUAUGCAACAAAAAGGUUCACAUAUCCUAUGCUUUUAAAAAAGAUUCCAAAGGGGAAAGGCAUGGAACAGCGGCUGAAAGAUUCAUUGCCGCUAACAAGGCUCUAAGUUUAUACUCAGGAAAUGAAAAUGCCAAUCAUGUAAUGCCACAUAAUUUAUCCAAUGCAGAAAAUACAACUAAUACAAAACGUGGCAGAAAUAAUUCCUCGUUAAAUGGGGACAACAGUCAAUUUGUACGACCGCCCUUAACGUCUUCGAAUGCAAUAAAUCCCCCUUCAAACGAUUCCCUGCCGCCAGUUAUGAAUUCGUACUUUCCAGGGAACAUGCCGCCCCCCAUGGGGUCCAGUUUUACGAACCAACCGAUGAACAUGAAUAACGGAAUGCGCCCCAAUGGCUCCUUCAUGAUGCCACAGAAAAUGGGCAACCGGAUGGUGGGGAAUAUGCCCCCGAACCUACCCAUGAAUAUGCCUCCAGGAAUGCCCCCCAACAUGCCGCCUAUGAAUAUACCCCCGAACAUGCCCCCUCCAAAUAUGCCUCUGAACAUGCCUCCUAUGAAUAUACCACCAAACAUGCCACUGAAUAUGCCCCCCCCAAAUAUGCCCCUCAACAUGCCGCCCAUGAAUAUGCCCCCCAAUUUUCCCCCCAACUUCCCCCCGAAUUUCCCUCCAUCCUUUGCGCCAAAUUUCCCACCCAACAUGCCACCCAACAUGCCUCCGAACUUUCCACCCAAUUUUCCCCCCAAUUUGCCGCCCACCCCUCCAGCCGGUAUGCAACUCAGCGGCUCCUUAAACGCAUCAUCAACUGCGGAACCGAGUCAGAGUGGCCCAAGUGAGCAAAAUGAAGUCACGGGGAGUUAG
Plasmodium coatneyi is the source of this 1368-nucleotide messenger RNA. RefSeq lists its product as uncharacterized. Lineage: Eukaryota; Apicomplexa; Aconoidasida; Haemosporida; Plasmodiidae. Gene Ontology annotation, biological process: positive regulation of mRNA splicing, via spliceosome. The record is from RefSeq and is a predicted model, not a curated record. Bases 1 to 1368 code for a protein of 455 amino acids. Gene Ontology annotation, molecular function: RNA binding. Gene Ontology annotation, cellular component: U12-type spliceosomal complex; nucleolus. The transcript is spliced from 3 exons.